GUUAUUCGCAGUCUGGCGCCAUAGCAUCUAUUGCACGUCUUUUUUAUUAUUUCUAUUAAAUAAUACCUAACUAGUUCCAAAUAUGUCUGUGCUAGAGGAAGAAUACAUCGACUAUCUGAACGAGAAGGGAAUUCUGCCCAGACUUCUCGAUAUAUUGAAGCAACUGGUGAAUAUCGAUCCUCCGCCAGCGGAUCCCUUGGUAUACAUUAUGCAUGUGCUGGGAUGCCCCCUGAUUCCGCAGGCACAAAUGAAGGCUUUGGAGAGGAAAGUUUCCCGUGCGCAUGACGAAAUGCGUUAUUUGAGGCGUCUGCUAAUCGAUCUGGAGGGUGGCGAUCACCUAUACGACUCGGAAAGCGACUUGGAGGAGUACGUUGGCGACGUACUUAAUACCAGUGGAUCGCAAACCUCUUUAACCUUUGAGGGUACAAUAUCUUAUAUCCCGAUUAAUCAGCCACCAUAUAUGGCUGAUGUGACUGGGGUUAUAACUGCCAUUUCCACCUCAAAAGAGACUUCGCAGGGAUCGUCAUCGGGAUCUUUCAAAGAUCACCCCAUGCGGCACAGGCGCUUCUGAUAUGCGCAUAUACAUACUUCUUGGCUUUUUAUGUACUGCGUAGAUUUUUUAUACUCAACUGCAUGCAAGUAGUUUUCUUCAAUUUUGUUCCCCAAUGCAUCUUGAGAUUAUCCAUAUGUCUGUACUAUUUUUCUCAACAACGCUGGUACGAUUUCUUUUACAUAUAUGUAUAUGUAUAAAUGUUGGGUCUACAAGGCAUGUAAUUUUGUUAAAAAGAAUGAUUUUGUACAGAACAGUUCAUAUAUAUAAAAUUACAAUUUUUAACAAAUUCGAUUUCAAUUCAAAAUACUUAUAUCGCAGUAGCCCAAGAGUAAAAUCAGUAGCAUGAUUGAUAAGCAUAAAAUAUAUCUUAACUACGUAAUGGAUAUAACUUUCUAAAUAUAUCAUGUAUUGCAUUUUA
This is a messenger RNA of Drosophila bipectinata, 971 nucleotides long. RefSeq lists its product as uncharacterized. The record is from RefSeq and is a predicted model, not a curated record. Lineage: Eukaryota; Metazoa; Arthropoda; Insecta; Diptera; Drosophilidae.